This is a messenger RNA of Chroicocephalus ridibundus (black-headed gull), 7543 nucleotides long. It is a transcript of the gene WNT9A, whose product is annotated as Wnt family member 9A. Gene Ontology annotation, biological process: canonical Wnt signaling pathway; cell fate commitment; neuron differentiation. Gene Ontology annotation, cellular component: extracellular region. Gene Ontology annotation, molecular function: cytokine activity; frizzled binding. Bases 40 to 1131 code for a protein of 363 amino acids. The transcript has 4 exons. The record is from RefSeq and is a predicted model, not a curated record. Lineage: Eukaryota; Metazoa; Chordata; Aves; Charadriiformes; Laridae.
GGGGAACGAGAUGAGCAGCGCCGGCGCCGCCGCUGCAAGAUGCUGGAUGGACACGUCCUGCUGGGAUGGCUCUCCUCCUGCGCGCUCCUAGGGCUGCUCGCCUGCGCCCCGCGGCCCUCCGCCGCCUACUUCGGGCUAACGGGGAACGAACCCCUGACCAUCCUCCCUCUGACCUCAGAAAUGGAGGAAGCUGCCGUCAAAGCCCACUACAAAGUCUGUGACCGCCUGAAGCUGGAGAAGAAGCAGCGCAGGAUGUGCCGGCGGGACCCCGGCGUGGCUGAGACCCUGAUGGAAGCCAUCAGCAUGAGUGCCCUGGAAUGCCAGUACCAAUUUCGCUUUGAGCGCUGGAACUGCACCCUUGAGGGUCGCUACCGGGCCAGCUUGCUAAAGAGAGGUUUUAAGGAGACAGCCUUCUUGUACGCCAUCUCCUCCGCAGGGCUGACGCACGCCAUGGCCAAGGCGUGCAGUGCGGGGCGGAUGGAGCGUUGCACCUGCGACGAGGCCCCCGACCUGGAGAACCGUGAGGCUUGGCAGUGGGGCGGUUGUGGCGACAACCUGAAAUACAGUAACAAGUUCGUCAAGGAGUUCCUGGGGAGGAAGCCCAACAAGGACCUGCGAGCCAGGGUGGACUUUCACAAUAACCUCGUGGGCAUGAAGGUCAUCAAAGCUGGAGUGGAGACAACUUGUAAAUGCCACGGUGUAUCUGGAUCCUGUACUGUCCGAACAUGCUGGAGGCAGCUCUCUCCAUUCCAUGAAAUAGGGAAGCAGCUGAAGCAGAAGUAUGAGACAUCGCUCAAAGUGGGCAGCACUACCAACGAGGCCACAGGUGAAGGAGACAUCUCCCCACCCAAGAAGUCCAUCCCUGGUCACAGUGAUCAAAUCCCAAGGACUACGGAUCUUGUCUACAUUGACGAUUCCCCAAGCUUCUGUAUGAUGAGUAGAUACUCGCCUGGGACUUCAGGAAGGAAAUGUUACAAAGACAAGAACUGUGACAGCAUCUGCUGCGGGCGAGGGCACAAUACACAGAGCCGGGUGGUCACCCGUCCGUGCCAAUGCCAGGUCCGUUGGUGCUGCUAUGUGGAAUGCAAGCAAUGCACCCAGAGAGAGGAGGUUUACACCUGCAAAGACUGACACGUCUUCUGCUUGAUGGCAACCCUUGGUGACGGGCAAUGGCGAUCUAUGAGAACUACAUAUGGAGACAAACAGGGUUUGAUUGACCUUCUGGGAUCUGAAAGCUAUGUUGAGACAUAAGCACUUUGUAGGGUACAGGUGACCCAGCUGUGUUGCUGUUUUGUUUUUGUUUUGUUUUGUUUUCCUGUAGACUGAAUUUUAAUGAGGUCCAACCAUGUGGAAAUAAGUGCCUGUCACACUGGGGUUAGACACCAGUUGACCUUCACCUUAGUCGUCUACACAGUUUGACAGAUCAUUUAUCCUUGGAACAUCUUGAUCAUUUUACCAAUCCUCCAUGAACUCCUGGGCUAAUAUAUUCUCUUUGGCAUAAAUAAUCUAUACUACUUUAUUCCUGAAGCUUACCCAACUGCUUAGAGAGCUAAGCAGAUACAAAAGAAAGAUCUUUCUGCUUUGAAUGCAAUGGUACGGGAAGUGGUUAAAUUUUUUCCCCUUUUAAAACUGGAGAGAAGUGUGUAGGGUAAGCAGGAGCAGCCCUGAUGGUUCCUCUAGUGGAGUUUCUGCACAUCGAGCAAACAAGGCUCUGACAAAGAGACUCACUGGGAGGGUAAGCUUUUUAGCGAGAGUUCCGUAUCCGCAUGCUUUGAUCACCAAGUACAGCUCAAAAAAUGUUGGGUCCACCAUGUUGCAGACAGAAAUAUAUCCAAGAAAGAGGUUGGGAAGACAGUAGAAAACCAGACGUGCCUGUCCCCUUCAGUCCAAUCGUGUGUUCUUUUUUUAAAACAAUUUCAAACAAUUUCUCCAAAUGCAGUUUUUUUAGCACUAUCGCUGUCUUAAUUUUAAUUUUUAUUUUUAAAAACCACUAGAUUCUUUUGUUUUAUUUUCACUUUGUUCAUGAUUUAUUUUUCUCUCCUCUUCCCACCUCUUCAUGAUUGAAUUCACCCUGUGGUAACUGCUUCAGAAAUCUAAACUGGAACUUUUUAGUCUUAUACCAGCUGAAUUUGGACAUGCGUUUCUGAGUAGGACAAGAGAAAUUCGAGUGCAUCUUGGAAUGCAGUGCUGUCUUGCAUUGUAUAGCAGCCGUUUUGGACUGGAUAGACCUCUGGAGGAGCUGACUUUUCUUUUACUAGGUCAUCAUUCCAUUUACUCUAACCAUGGCAGUGGUACAUGACGCAAGCUGUAUGUAAACCCUAUGACCUUAAGAUUUUAUUUUUUUUUUUAACCACUAGAUUGAGAACUGUAUUUUAAAAAUACAACUGCUAAAUGCUAAUAAACUAUUGGAUUUGGAACAACCAAUUGACGCAGAGACAAACUAUCAAGUGGCCAGAGCAGCCAGAAAUUGACUGCAGAGGGAAAUCGCUCUGACGCUGUGAAAUAGAUGACAACUUUCAGCAUUUUUUUUUCCCUCUGAAGAGGAUACUUAAAAUCCAGGACUUGAUGUGGCAACAUCCUUCACGUAAAAGUGGAUCGGAAGCAGUUAGUGAAUGCCUCAAUGAAGCUUUCUAAGGAAACAAUGGAGAGCGGAGGGCAUUUUGUUUUAUUUUUGGUAGCAAGUUUUGAUUGUCCAGUGGUAGCAAUUUCCACCUAUUUUAUAUAAGCCAUUGAUCUGGUUCUCAAAAGAGGAAAGCUGGUUGGAUUUUUUCAAGCAGUAAUAGGUGUUAGACAAACAAAAAGAGAGCAGUUUUCCGAGAUGGACCAUUAUUUUUUCUUUUCUUUCCUUUUAAAUUUUUUCCCCAAAUAGUAGCCACUAAUAUUUAAUCUGUUCCCGUGCAUCUACUGGGAGGAGAAAAGUUAUAUUUUUUUUUUCCUUGCUAAAAAAUACCUGCAGUUCAGCCUGGCUCAUUGACAUCAAAUCUUGAGGUGGGGGCAUGGGGAGCGACAGGAUGUUACUGUUAAUAGCUCUAUGGUCCUGCAAAGUGAAGCGCACCGUCUCUUUUUUUGAGGUUUGCUUAUUUGCUGUACAGUUCUGGAGGUUGGGGUAGUGCUGGGGAAGGAGGAACUCACACACAGCAUUUGUCCCUUCCACCGUGGCAAAUGUGCGGUGGUGCAUUCGACGCAGAAAGUUUGCAGGAAGGUCUUGCAGCUUCUGGGAGAUGCACCACUUUGAAAGUCACCCAUGAGCAGUUUAUCUAAUGGUUUAAAAAAUAAACUGACUAGAAACAUAUUAUUUAGUGUGUGCAUGUGUGUAUAUAUAUACACACACGCUGACACAUAAAUAUAUAUAUAUAUAAAUAUUGAAUGAACAUUUAUUUAUUGUAAAGCCCUUCAGAAGGACCUUCUUAUGGUUUCAAUGUGGUAUUAUGUUAAAUUCUUUUUCUCCCGCUGUCUCUCUCUCUCUCUCACACAUAUGUGCAAACUCACUGUUACGUUUUUGUGUGUGUGCUAGAAUAGCUCUUCCCCUCCAAAGUAAGGCUGGAUCCAAACCUGCUCAAAACAUGAGGAUUUUUGGGUCUGAAUUACUAUUUCUGGCUCCAUUCUUUUUUAAAAAAUAUUUGUUCUUGAUUAAAGAAUGGGCCACAAUUUAUGUGCAUUAUUAUUAUUAUUAUUAAUUAUUAUUAUUAUUAUUAUUAUUAUUGUUAUAUUUAAACCAUGGGCCUCAUUUUCCUUCUUUUCACUGGUGUCUCUGUCUCCGUUGACCUCGCUGGAGUAAAUCCACAUUGCACUGGUGUGAGAGGAGAAUGAGUCCCGAGAUGCAGAAGAGAGGGCAGUGUUGGCAUCGGUAUCGUUGCAGAGAAAAUGCCUGGGUCGGAUGGAAUAAGGUAGCCUGGUGCAUUUGGCAGUGAAGGGGAGAGAGAGAGAUGGGUGAGCAAUAAAGCAGACUGUCAAAGCCUGACUAGAGGAAAGAGGCAAAGAGUGAAUGAACUACUGAGUGAAAGAGCUCUUCUGUGUAUUAUAACUCACGCACUGAAGCCUGGAUGCUUUCUGUAAGUAUUUAAAAAAAAAAUCACCAAAAAACCACAAAAAACAAAUUGUAUUUAUGUUAAUGUGGAUAUAUUACUUGCCUGUUAUAUAUUGUAAAUAGCAAGGUUUAUUCUCCUGUGGUUAAAAAAAAAUAUAAAUAACUAAAUAGUAGCGAGGCACAUGUGUUAAAUGUAUAGGCAGUGUAUAAAAUAUACUAACACUCUGAAAUCAGGAGAACUUGUCUUCUUGGCCUUUUGACCUAGAGUGGUAAAACAUAUGUGGGUUAUUUUUCUUCUUCCCCCACCACAUUGCGUGUGUUUUGGGUGUUGGGGGGUGUUUAGUUCCAGCAUUUUCCAAUAUUUGCCUUAUCUUUGAAGAAAGAAUGGGGGGAAAAGCCUCGUUUUGGAAAAAUCCAGUGGAGCUUAAGUAGGAUGAAACAAGUAGCAGCUGGUAGAAAUGAUGUCCAACCCUCUCAAAAGCUCUUCAAGUCCUUGACCUGGGUUUUCUCCUGGUGAUAGAUGUGUGUUGGAAUUCAAUUAACCCAUGGAGCAGAAGCUUCUGCUAGUCAUCCAUGAGUUCAGAAAACCCUAGAUAAGAGACCCUGAAGUCCUCUGUAAAACAUUGGGUAGUGUCCUGUAAAACCCUUUUUGUUCCAGCUGUAUGAAAUUGGGUUUUUCCAGAGAGGCUAAUUCUACCACCACACCAUUGGAUCUCCAGAGCAAUUCAACGAAAUUGCUAAUUUUUGUAAAACUACUACAAGAGUGGAUUUGAGUCUGUGAGUCUUUCAUGGUGUCAUUUCAUGUUAAAAAAAAAAAAAACAAACAAGUGCAAAGAAACUUUUUCCCUUUUUCCUACCCACAGAGAGGCAUUUUUUUGCAGCAGAUGUAACUGGAGAAGGAUUGAUGGGUGUAGGGGACGUCUCUGGUUUCUGAUCCCCUUUCAGCCCCUGUCCCCCCAAAAGUGUCAAAUAUUGGUUCUCCUAAGCUGAUCCAGCAAGACUUGCAAGAUCAGUUUUGGGGUGGGGGGGUGCAACCAUUAUUUAUAUAACUUUUUUAUUAAUUUUUUUUUAAAAGAGAAGUUAGCUGAUGGAAGAAUAUUUUUAUUGAAUAGUGCAUUUAGUUAUGUCAGAAAUAUAAAAAAAAAUAUAUAAUAUUUUUGUAAACAAGGCAAACUGAAAAUGUUUGCUGUUUUAUAUUAGAAUUUUCUAUUAAAAGAAAUAAAAACCCACACAAAUAAUUCUUGCACCCGUCAUCUGUUUUUUAACAAGCUUCUAUUCUGUGUGACUGACUCAUAUAUGCGGGAUGUGGAGACAUGCAAAACAAGUCCUAAACAUUACAUUCUCAUCAUCUUCCAGCUCUCAAAAGACUCCAGUUGGUAGAAAAAGCCGCGCUUAAUCAAAGGGGCUUUGUUGUUGUUUUUUUAAUUCUUGACACUAAAAAUGAGUUAUGGAGAUUGAGUACCUUGUAAUUAAAAUACAAAAACCUACCCCGAAACUUUAAAAUUACCCUUUUUCGGUUGUGCAUCCUGGUCUUGAGUUGGAUCUGGAUGGGGGAAACCCAAACCCUAUUUCCAAUAACUAAAUAUUUGCCGUUAAUCUCAGUUGGCCUGGGAAGAAUGAUUCUUAAAAAGGUUGUUGGUGAAAAAAAAACAGUCUGAGCACAUGGGAAGGUUAAACGAAGAGGACCAAAUUCCAGGCUUGAUACAACACAAGCCAUUUUUUAUCUAUUUGAAUGAGGCAGUGUAAAACUGGGGAGCUGGGAACUUGGUCUGCUGCUGUUCAGGAAGCCUGUCAUUCACCUUUGGAAGCAGGGGAUGAGUUAUGGACCAUCUGUUUUCAAAAGAGCUCUUGGGAUUGCUGAUUUGGAGACCUGAGCAGGGACGAAAUAAUUUCUGAGGAUUUUUUAUGGCUGGCCAGCUCGUACACAUCUGCCUUCCUUCAGACCAGGUUUUGAAUUUCUUUGUUAAUCGUUUUUCAGCUGCCCUAUUUUAGCCAACACUUGAGGAGAAAUUAGGUUGGUUUGGCUGUAGUAGGGUUGGAUGAGAACCCAGAUGAAGGGACAGAUUUCUCAAGGGUACUUUCAUGGAGUAGAUGCUGCUUAAGGUAAUUUUCUGGUGGAUUAUAGUGCCUGUGAAAAAUUCCUCAGUUGAUGUUGCAGUAAAAUUAGGUCUGUUCUGUACUCGAUAAAACAGGUGCAGCAAAGCUCUUCGUUCCUAGUUUAUUCAGCUCUGUGCACAUCUGUUGGGUUGAGUCUGGCUUCCAUGGUCUGCUCGUCCUGGUUUUUGGUUUUCAGGAUGCUAAGUAGGUGAUGACUUUUGGAUAGCAACAUUUUCCCGCAAGAGGAAUAGUGCCUUUUAUAACCAUUACUACCCUUGUAACUUGAAGGAGGCUCAGUAUGACGCAGGAUCAGGCCAGUAGAAAUCUGGUCCUUGCUAAAGCAGUUAAGCUUAGGGCCAUGGAUAUUACCACUGAAUAGCUUUUAAAUGUAUUUUUCACUGAUGAACAUUGGAUUUGACCAAGUUAUUUGCAGGUUCCAGGAAACAGAAUAUUUCUGAACAAAAAAAGUGGAAUCUCAAGUAUUUGUGAGUGGGAAGGAAAAGAAAAUGGAUAUUGGAAGGACAAGAGAAUGGAUAUUGCAAGCACAGCUUAGCUCUGGCAUCACAGUAGGCUUUCCAUAACUAUGUUUCUUCAGAGGCAAGGAGCGAGUAGGGUGUCAUUUAAGACCAUAAAUGAUUCAGACAAAUGAAAAUUCAGCAGGCUAUCCGGGGACACAUCUGAACAACGCAUUUUUCUCAAUUGUUGCUGAAGGUUUUCAGAAAUGGGCAAAACCCUUCUCAGUGGCAUUUGGCCAGGUGACCCAAAAGGACAGGAGAUUCCGCUUUCACUCACGGGGUUGCUCAGGAGAGUUGGGAGAGGUGCUGACAUGCUUGGCAGAAUGGGGCAUUUGCAAUGGGCCUGGAGUCAUCCACCUUAGAUAAGGAGCCCAUGGUGCAGGUGUGCUUGCCCAGGCUCUGUCUGCAACUAGUGUAGGCACCUCUAGGAUGUGUUUUGGUCCAUGCGGAGGUGCCAGUUUCUCCCUGCUGACAACAGAAGGGGAUAAAGACAUAUGCACCUAGGUUAAUAAUGGUGGGGAUGAGUUCAGGGCUAAGCAAUGUUUUGUGUGGAUAACCCUGCCAGCUCCCCUUGGACAUGGACCCAUCUGAAACAGCGAUCACCAAACUCCCACAGGAAUUUUCCCUUGUUCCAAUCCACCCCAGUCUCUAACAAUGCCCAUUGAGGCCUGAAUGUAAAGUCUAGGAUUUGUUUUGCACACUUGGGAUGGCAUUUCCUUUUAAAGGGAGGUGGGAAUACUAACAUGAAGGAUUAGUAUUUUUCUUUUUUUUUUUUUCCAAUGUCUUAUGGGAGCCUAAGUUAUUUUUCUCUACCUCAUAUGUACAGCUUGUAGGUAUAAAUCUGAUUCUGAGUGACUGUUGAGAAUGUAUUUAAGUUAUUUAACAUCUUUGUAUAACAAAAAAA